UAUUAUUUUGUGCUGAAUUAAAUGACCUUGUGACCCUGAUAAAUAAAUUCAUCUUCAGGAUAUCUUUUUUAUGUACGACCAACACGGAACUAAAUAAAAAUAGACAAAAAUAUACCAGCAACCCUGCUGAAAAGGAUUAUACAUUUGAAUGGGUUUCAUUACAAAUGCCAUUAUGAAGCAUACAUGUUUUGUUUCUUUAUUGGUUCCUAUCUGCCCUAUAACACCCCCACCAAUAUUACCAGCAGAGACCCACAGAGACCAUAAUGGCUACUAUUGAAACAAAUACAAAUAAAUCCAUUAUCAUUUCUGUGGUUUCUUUUCAGCAGAAAAGUACCAUAUUUUUAUUAGUAAUAGCAGAAGUAGAAGGAUUGGCACGCAGUGACCCUAAAAAUGUCAUUUGAAGGUACAAGGGAUGGAAAAACACUAAAAUCCAUCAUAACUUUAACAGAUGCCAGACGAAAUAAAAAAGUUAAGUUAAAUGUUUAGUUAAUUGUGUGACUUUAAUGGAUAAAAUAGGUUAUUUGUUCUUUUUGUGUAUUUUACCACUAGGAGGCGGUAUUGCAGGAUGUUUAUAUGAACUUGAUGCACCUUACAAAGAGAAAUGCAUGUGAGAUUUAUAUUUGUCUACGUCUUAUGAUUAGAAACAGGGCUGCCUGAAUUUGGAAAAGUGAUUUAAUUCUCAAUCGAUCAGACUGUUUAUGUUUUAUUGCAUUGAUAAUUUAUUUUAAUUGUACAGUAGCCUAAAAUGUCAAGCUGUUUUUUAAUCGUGCUUUGUAAAUAAAUGUAUUAAGUUUUUUGUCACGUUAAACUUCAAACUAAAACCAAUAAAAAAUAAACGUGUGCUACCAGUACAACAUAUCGCCAAUUAUAUAAAUUAGGUAUGUGAAUCUGAACUGACCUAAAAAAGCCAUCUCGUAGAAUUAGAGGACAGAUAAUGUAUUUUAUUUGUCACAUUGUUGUUUGUUAUAGGUUAUAAAUAGGCCAACAAAUAAAUGGCAUAACUUUUCUAAAAGACGUGUGUAAAUGACAAAUGAACGAUAUCCUCUAAAAAUAGUAAAAUUAGCCGCGCGUCAGUGAAUCGUAUGCGCGCAUCACGUAUUGCGCGCGCAGCUAUAGACUCGGGCCAUCCGCGCGCACUCUGAAAAGUUCAUGCAUAAAAGGCACACGGCAUGGUGGUGGGCGAAACCAACUGUACCAGUGUCGCGCAAAACUACAGAGAAACCAUGAAGUCCCUGAUGGCAGAGGAGCGCGCAAGAGAGACAGUGGCAAGUUUGGAAACCUCAAACAGCAUGAUGAUCUCCGAAGCCCUUUUCCCUCGGCUUUUCAAAAUCGCGCACGAGUCGGGAGAGAUGGCAACAGCUGCCGGUUUUAGUCCUGUAGGAAUGAAGCCUUCCAGCCUCCCGGUACUCCUGGAGAUGAUGGAGAUGCCAAACGGCACGCGUUGCGCGGAGCAGAUCCUAAGCUAUGGGGAGAUGGAGAAAGUGCUGAUCGGGGGUGUGCUGACCAUGCUCACUCUCUUCACCAUCUGCGGGAACCUUCUGGUGGUCAUCUCCGUAUGCUUUGUGAAAAAACUACGGCAACCCUCCAACUACCUGAUCGUGUCCCUUGCGCUCGCCGACCUCUCCGUUGCGCUCGCGGUGAUGCCGUUUGUCAGCAUCACCGACCUGAUAGGUGGCAGGUGGAUUUUUGGCAAGUUCUUCUGCAAUGUUUUUAUAGCCAUGGACGUGAUGUGUUGUACCGCGUCCAUCAUGACCCUAUGCGUUAUAAGUAUUGACCGGUACCUGGGCAUCACCAGACCCUUAACAUACCCAGUAAGGCAGAACGGGUGGUGUAUGGCCAAAAUGGUGCUUUCUGUGUGGUUACUUUCUGCGUCAAUCACCCUGCCGCCGCUCUUUGGCUGGGCACAAAAUGUGAAUGAUGACCGGGUGUGUCUGAUCAGCCAGGACUUCGGCUACACCAUUUACUCCACAGCCGUUGCUUUCUACAUCCCUAUGACCGUCAUGCUGGUCAUGUAUUACCGCAUCUACCGUGCCGCUAAGCUCAGCGCCGCCAAACACACCAUCACUGGCUUUCCUCGUGCUGAAGAGGAGGAGGAAGAGGAAGGGGGUGAUGGGACGGAAGAGCCCGUGGGUGUGAAUUGCGUAACAGUGGCGAUCAAGCUUCAGAGGGAAGUGGAAGAGUGUACACGGCUGUCACAAUUUCUGCGAGGUGUGGGCAAGAGGAGCUCAGAUCGGAGGAGCAUCUCCAUAUUCAAACGGGAACAGAAGGCAGCGGCGACGCUUGGAGUGGUGGUGGGAGCGUUUACUGUCUGUUGGCUGCCGUUUUUCCUCCUUUCUACGGCUCGGCCCUUCAUAUGUGGGACGCAGUGUAGUUGUGUACCCUUGUGGGUGGAGAGAACUCUGCUGUGGUUGGGUUAUGCCAACUCACUCAUUAACCCCUUCAUCUAUGCUUUCUUCAACCGGGACCUGCGCACCACCUACCGAAGCCUGCUCAGCUGCCGUUACCGCAAUAUUAACCGCAGGCUGUCAGCCGUCGGCAUGCACGAGGCCUUGCGGCUGGUGGAAAGACCAGAAGUGGUUGUCUCUGGGUGACCUAUAACGUGCACAUAACAAACAGAGAGUUUGAUGGUUAGCAUUUGCUCAAGGAGGUGGAAUAGGACUCGUGAUCCUAAAUGACUGUGUCAUGUUUGAAAGGUGUCACAUUGUACUGCAAGGCUACCUACGGACUGAAAGUGUGCAGAAUGAAAGACAGUGGUCAUGCAUUUCCAUUCGAAAUCAUCAUUGUGGACACAGCAUUUGUUGUUGGCUGCCAAAAGAUGGAAUGAGGAAAUCUGUUUGGAGAACGAUUAAAGCAAAGACGAAAAACUGAAAUGUAGAGAAACAAAAACUAUUUCAGCUUAGUUUUUACUUUAAAAGUAUUUGUUAAGUGGUAACACACUUGUUUGUCACCUGUUAACUCAGUAAGUGUAAUUCAUUUGUGACUCACUGUGUGCUGAGACUCUUUACAAAUAACACCUAAAGACAAUCCACAUCUGCUUUCCGCACCGUGCACAUGCUCACCCCCACCAAAAACCUGUGACUGCUGAUUGUUUUAUGCUUUCAUGCACAGUGCAUUGAAGCAUAGAUCUAAUGUCAGCUAAGCUCCAGUCUGCUUCUGUGGUAAAGCCUGAUAAGCCAGGUUGUAAUCUGAUCCCUGAUCAGUAAUUAAAGGUACACCAGUAAGACUCUGGUCUUUAUUCUGUAGGCAUUUAUCGUUUGAUUCGGCAUUAAUCCUAUGAAAAAGCUUGCAUGUCAGUACAAUUUGUUUCGAACACUAGUCACACAAUAAGCAAAAUGUUGUGAUAAGAAAUAAAGAUUGUGUUUAGAUUCCCUUUUAUAAAAUUGUUUCCAUCAAAAAUAUUGGCAAAUAUGUCAAAAUAAAGUGUAUAUGAUGUCUAGUUGUGUAAAUAUUUUAAGCACAUGCACUGUAAUGUACAGUACCCCUACACACCCUCACUAAUGCAUUUUUGUUGUUAUACCUCUUAAAUGUUAUUUCUUGUAUAUACAGUAUUUUCCAAUCUAAUUUGAAAUAAAGAAA
Messenger RNA from Misgurnus anguillicaudatus (oriental weatherfish), 3576 nucleotides. It is a transcript of the gene htr7a, whose product is annotated as 5-hydroxytryptamine (serotonin) receptor 7a. Gene Ontology annotation, biological process: circadian rhythm; smooth muscle contraction; vasoconstriction. Gene Ontology annotation, molecular function: G protein-coupled serotonin receptor activity. Gene Ontology annotation, cellular component: plasma membrane. NCBI's taxonomy places the organism in Eukaryota, Metazoa, Chordata, Actinopteri, Cypriniformes, Cobitidae. The record is from RefSeq and is a predicted model, not a curated record.